This is a messenger RNA of Salvia hispanica, 2057 nucleotides long. RefSeq lists its product as uncharacterized. Lineage: Eukaryota; Viridiplantae; Streptophyta; Magnoliopsida; Lamiales; Lamiaceae. Gene Ontology annotation, biological process: regulation of asymmetric cell division. The record is from RefSeq and is a predicted model, not a curated record.
UCACUUGGUAUUAAAAACGCCAUACAUCGCAGCCAUCUCUCUCUCUCUCUCUCAAAUCCUCUUCCAAGGAUGCGUUUGUCUCUUAUCGUAUUCAUACGUCUGUGAAUCAGCUCAAUCGCUGCGAUGCUGUGUCGUUUACCCGGCUGAGAUAUCGCCACCAUUUUUUUUUAACUGAAAAAAGGAACCAGUUAAUUGGUGAAGAUAUACACCUUAGCCUUCUUGUCUGGAUAUCAAUAAAAUGUUGCUCAUCAGCAAAAGGAAAGUUGAGCAAUUUUUGACCUGCUGAAGAAUCAUGACCAUGAAGGAAACUUGGAAGGAAACCACCUUUGAUUCAAGAUUUUUAGGGGGAGAGACUGAUGCCCUGACAGUCGAAAGUAAAGAAAGAUAUGCGUUAAAUGAUUCUAGAGUUGAUGCCAGUAUUACAGAAUUAGAGGCAAAAGAUCGAGAUAACUGUUCAAAUUUUAAAGUUGCGGAUGACUCCUUUGUUGAUGAUGAAAAUGGAACGUUGGCUUCUCCUUGGAAGGAAGGUCAAAAUGGACUCUCACAUCAUCUAGUCACAGAUAAGGGAACAAUAAAUUUUCCUACUAAGGAAAGUAAAGAUGGACAAGCACGUAAUGGAAGCAGUUUGGAUAAGGAUGCAGAUUCAUUGUCUUCUGACUCGUGUGAUAUGGACAAUGAGCAGGGAAGUCCAGACCGUAAAAGUUUUGACACAGUUGAAGAAUUAGCUGACUGUAAUGGAAGGGAUUCCAGAGAUUCGAGUUCUCUGUUGUUUACUGAUAAGAAUGUAUUGGAAUGUGAUCUUCCAGUGUCGGAGGUUUGCUAUAGAGAGAUUGGUUGUCAAAUGUUGAAGGAUAUAUGUGUUGAUGAAGGGAGGUCCGAGAAAGAUUCAAAUGAAAUAGAAAGUUCUAUGCCUCCCCUGCCUCCUAAUGACAAUGUCGAUCUUGAGACUAAGGAAGAUCCGUCGAUGGAUGCCAAUAGAAUUACUGGUAAUCAAUGUGGGAGUAAAGAUGAAAAUGACAGAGUAAAAUUCAUCUCUCAGGAAAAGCUAGAUUCUUACCUAGAGAAUGAAGUGGAGGCGAGCGAAGCAUGCUUUGAUGGAGCUUCUAAGGCUGAGAAUAAUUCUUCAAAUGGCUCCCUUGCUGAUAGGAAACUUCCAAAUGAAACUUUUGGUUAUCUGCCAGACCAGGUUCUUGAUCAAGAAGCAGUACCUGAAUGUCCUGCUGCAUCAUCAGCCGAAGCAGAAGGCACGAGGAAAGAUGUUCAAGCUAGCUGCCUAGCAUAUAAUAGAAAGGUUGAAAAUGGAACCAUUAUUUUCCACUUCAACUCCCCUGAUGGGGUGGUAGUUGGAAACAACGUGGCUGAAGAUUUUACGGAACAGUCUGCUGAGUUGGGGGAUAUGCACAAGGAUCUAAAUGCUGGAGAUCUUCCAGCUGCUGUGGAAGCGAAAGUUCAGUUCACAAGCAACGGAGAUGAUUCCCUGCAACAUUCCCUGGUAAGCAAUGAAGGGAAUUCUGAUAGUGGGACUGCGACAAAUGAAGGAUCCCUUAGUCAUAAGCAAGAGGAUUCUGAUGAUAUUCCCCUAGAUGAUGGCCCAGUUCAGUCUCCUAGCAGCAAAAGCCCAGUAGCCACAAAUGAUUCACAGGCGGCAAAUGCUCCAAACCACGAUAAAAAGGAUUCUGGAGACGUUCCAGUUACUAACCAGUUACAACAUGAUAUGGGUGAGACAAGCUUCUCUGCAGCUAGCAUGAUCGCAUAUUCUGGACCAAUAGCCUUUUCCGGGAGUCUAUCUCAUCGAUCUGAUGGCAGCACAACAAGCGGGAAAUCUUUUGCUUUCCCAGUAUUACAGUCCGAGUGGAAUAGCAGCCCGGUUCGAAUGGCAAAAGCGGAUAGGACAAGAUUUAGAAAACACAAGGGUUGGAGAUCCGGUCUUCUCUGCUGUAGAUUCUGAGUGCUUUUGUGAUAGCUUUAUUAGUGAACAAGUAUACGUCUCAAAAUUUCAGAAAUGGAUUAUUGUAAGUAUGUGAGUCGAUAUUUAUACGACAGGUUUUUGAUUGUCA